Messenger RNA from Nelumbo nucifera (sacred lotus), 1504 nucleotides. Its product is annotated as putative transcription factor At1g11510. Gene Ontology annotation, biological process: regulation of DNA-templated transcription. Gene Ontology annotation, cellular component: nucleus. The record is from RefSeq and is a predicted model, not a curated record. Lineage: Eukaryota; Viridiplantae; Streptophyta; Magnoliopsida; Proteales; Nelumbonaceae.
GUCCGUCCGGCUGCUAUAAAACGUCGACACAUCUCUAAAAACCCUACUUUUCUCUGGUUCGAAUUUCAGACCCUUUAUUUUCUGCCGGAGAGAAGAUGCCUCCGGAACGCUCAUCACUUCUUGACAACCCACCGGAUGCCUAUUCCUCGUCUGAAGAUGUAGAAGAGGACGAAGAAGAAGCAGAAGAGGACGAAGAAGAAGAUGAACACGAGCAAGUUUCCGCUAAGAGAUCCUCUUCCAACAACCCGACCAUUAAAUCCGCGCCCACUUCAAAUACUAUGUCAGGUCGUCAAGCUCACACUCCCUCCGGUGAUGAAGAAGAAGAAGAAGAAGAAGAAGAAGAAGAAGACGAGGAGUUCGAUUCCCAGGAAGAGUCCGGUUCUGAUUCUGAAUCACCCGAAAAACCCCGCCAGCCCGCUCUUGGUGCCGAUCCAAGAAUAAAGCCUAUCACCUCCAAGCCUAUGGACGACACACUCAAGCCCAAGAAGCCUCCGACGAGGCCAGGAUCUGCUGCUCCUCCGGCGUUGAGCAGCCCCACAAGAUCUACCACCAGAGCAAAACGCCCCGUGGAGACUGAUAAAGAGGGGAACAAGGACCCCAAGAGUAAAAAGAAGAAGGUUUGGAACGCCGAUGAGAACGGGUCGCUUCAAGUAGAAGAAUCUGAGAAGAAGUCCGGGGACGAUGCCAAGAAGCAAUUGUUUCAGAGGUUGUGGAGCGAGGACGACGAGAUCAUAAUCUUGAAGGGUAUAAUCGAUUACUCAAAGAAAGGCACUGACCCAUGGACAGACAUGGCUGGGUUUCUUGAGUUCAUCAAGAAAUCGCUCCACGUUGAUGUAAAUAAGAACCAAUUAGCUGAUAAAAUCCGUCGAUUAAAGAAGAAAUACAAGACCAAUAUGGGCAGAGGGAAAGGGGGCAAGGACCCUGUUUUUUCUAAGUCGCACGAAUCCAAGACAUUCCAAUUGUCCAAGAAGAUAUGGGGUUCCGAUGAUGCUGGUGGCAAUAAUCAAGCCACUACCGAUGAUGGGAAACAGAAAGCUGAAAAUGCUGUCGGUUCGGCUUCUUCGGGAGAGGCCCCAAAUGCGGCAGUGAAGGCCGAUGAAGAGCUAAAUUGGUCAAUGUACCCGUGUGUAAUGGAGUCAUUCCGGCUUAGGCCUGAUUUUGGAGAGGAUAUUGUGAAAGAAGGUUUGGGUUUGAUGGGGAGCUCAAAGUUGAAGGAAUUGGAGGAGAGGUGGAGGAAGUUGCAUAUGGAAGAGAUUGAGAUGUACCUGAAGCGGGUUGAUUUAUUCAGGGACCAGUUGAAGAUGCUGUUUGAUGCUCUUGGAUCCAAAAAGUGAGGUAAUUAGUAGUUGUUGGUUUGUUUUCGGCCAAUGUGAGAAAAAAAAAAGACAAUGUUACUUCUUUUUCUUUUCCAAGGAGGGAAUUUUCUGAGAGUUUUGGUGAAUUUCGGUUUUAACUAUACUUCAUCGUCUAUCAAACUAUGCAUUUCUUACAUUUGGGAGAUCAA